Molecule: messenger RNA, 2530 nt
Organism: Choloepus didactylus (southern two-toed sloth)
Lineage: Eukaryota; Metazoa; Chordata; Mammalia; Pilosa; Megalonychidae
Product: serine/threonine-protein kinase TNNI3K
Exons: 25
Coding region: 1-2508 (835 amino acids)
Biological process (GO): protein phosphorylation
Molecular function (GO): protein binding; protein kinase activity; ATP binding
Source: RefSeq, a predicted model, not a curated record
AUGGGAAAUUAUAAAUCUAGACCUACCCAAACUUGCACUGAUGAAUGGAAGAAGAAAGUCAGUGAAUCUUAUGUGAUUAUACUGGAAAGAUUAGAAGAUGACCUACAGAUCAAGGAAAAGGAGCUUACAGAACUGAGGCAUAUAUUUGGCUCUGAUGAAGCCUUCAGUAAAGUCAAUUUAAAUUACCGCACAGAAAAUGGGCUGUCUCUACUUCAUCUAUGUUGCAUUUGUGGAGGUAACAAGUCACAUAUUCGAACACUUAUGUUAAAAGGGCUCCGCCCAUCUCGACUGACAAGAAAUGGAUUUACAGCCUUGCACUUGGCAGUAUACAAGGACAGUGCAGAAUUGAUUACUUCCCUGCUUCACAGUGGAGCUGACAUUCAGCAGGUUGGGUAUGGUGGCCUCACUGCCCUGCAUAUCGCCACAAUAGCUGGUCACCUGGAGGCUGCUGAUGUUCUGCUACAACAAGGAGCUAAUGUCAACAUUCAAGAUGCAGUUUUUUUCACCCCACUGCACAUUGCAGCAUACUAUGGGCACGAAGAGGUAACCCGCCUUCUUUUGAAAUUUGGUGCGGAUGUAAAUGUCAGCGGUGAAGUUGGAGAUAGGCCCCUCCACCUAGCAUCUGCAAAAGGAUUCUUUAAUAUUGCAAAACUCUUGAUGGAAGAAGGCAGCAAAGCAGAUGUGAAUGCUCGGGAUAAUGAAGACCAUGUUCCACUCCAUUUCUGUUCUCGUUUCGGACAUCAUGAUAUAGUAAAGUACCUGCUCCAAAGCAAUUCAGAAGUUCAGCCCCAUGUUGUUAAUAUCUAUGGAGACACCCCUUUGCACCUGGCAUGCUACAAUGGCAAAUUUGAAGUCGCCAAAGAAAUCAUCCAAAUAUCAGGAACAGAAAGUCUGACUAAGGAAAACAUCUUCAGUGAAACAGCUUUUCAUAGUGCAUGUACAUAUGGCAAAAGCAUUGAUCUGGUUAAAUUUCUUCUUGAUCAGAACGUCAUAAACGUCAAUAACCAAGGAAGGGAUGGGCACACAGGAUUACACUCUGCUUGCUAUCAUGGUCACAUUCGCCUGGUUCAGUUCUUACUGGAUAAUGGAGCCGAUAUGAAUCUGGUAGCUUGUGAUCCCAGCAGGUCUAGUGGUGAAAAAGAUGAGCAGACCUGUUUGAUGUGGGCUUAUGAAAAAGGGCACGAUGCAAUUGUUACACUCCUGAAGCAUUACAAGAGACCCCAGGAUGAAUUGCCUUGUAAUGAAUAUUCUCAGCCUGGAGGAGAUGGCUCCUAUGUGUCUGUUCCAUCCCCCUUGGGAAAGAUUAAAAGCAUGACAAAAGAGAAGGCAGAUGUGCUCCUCCUAAGGGCUGGUUUGCCUUCACAUUUCCAUCUUCAGCUCUCAGAAAUUGAGUUCCAUGAGAUUAUCGGCUCAGGUUCUUUCGGGAAAGUAUAUAAAGGAAGAUGCAGAAAUAAAAUAGUGGCUAUAAAACGUUACCGAGCCAACACCUACUGCUCCAAGUCAGAUGUGGCCAUGUUUUGCCGAGAAGUGUCCAUUCUCUGCCGGCUCAAUCAUCCCUGUGUGAUUCAGUUUGUGGGUGCUUGCUUGAAUGAUCCCAGCCAGUUUGCCAUUGUCACUCAGUACAUAUCAGGGGGUUCUCUGUUCUCCCUCCUUCAUGAACAGAAGAGGAUUCUUGACUUGCAGUCUAAAUUAAUUAUUGCAGUAGAUGUUGCCAAAGGUAUGGAGUACCUUCACAACCUGACACAGCCAAUUAUACAUCGUGACUUAAACAGUCACAAUAUUCUUCUCUAUGAGGAUGGGCAUGCCGUGGUAGCAGAUUUUGGAGAAUCAAGAUUUCUACAGUCUUUGGAUGAAGACAACAUGACAAAACAACCUGGGAACCUCCGUUGGAUGGCUCCCGAGGUGUUCACUCAGUGCACUAGAUACACCGUCAAAGCUGACGUCUUCAGCUACGCUCUGUGUCUGUGGGAACUUCUCACCGGUGAAAUUCCAUUUGCUCAUCUCAAGCCAGCGGCUGCUGCAGCAGACAUGGCUUAUCACCACAUCAGACCUCCCAUCGGCUAUUCUAUCCCCAAGCCCAUAUCUUCCCUGCUGAUGCAAGGGUGGAAUGCAUGUCCUGAAGGAAGACCUGAAUUCUCUGAAGUUGUUGCGAAGUUAGAAGAGUGUCUCUGCAACAUUGAGCUGAUGUCUCCUGCAUCGAGUAACAGCAGCGGGUCUCUCUCACCUUCCUCUUCCUCUGAUUGCCUCGUGAGCCGGGGUGGGCCUGGCCGGAGCCAUGUGGCAGCUUUACGGAGUCGCUUUGAAUUGGAAUAUGCUCUGAAUGCAAGGUCCUAUGCUGCCUGGUCCCAAAGUGCUGGACAAUGUUGCUCUCAAGGCCUGACUUUGGAGGAGAUGAAAAGAAAUCUUCAGUUCUCGCCCCCUGACAAAUAUGGCUAUGUGAGUGAUCCCAUGAGCCCGAUGCUUUUUCGUUCUUGCCAGAAUAGUGGCAGUUUUGAGGACAGCAGCUGACAGCAUUCGGCAUAUACCUGAG